Solea solea (common sole) is the source of this 6136-nucleotide messenger RNA. RefSeq names its product multiple epidermal growth factor-like domains protein 11. The record is from RefSeq and is a predicted model, not a curated record. NCBI's taxonomy places the organism in Eukaryota, Metazoa, Chordata, Actinopteri, Pleuronectiformes, Soleidae. Gene Ontology annotation, cellular component: membrane. The transcript has 26 exons. Gene Ontology annotation, molecular function: protein binding. The coding region runs from base 471 to 3866 and encodes 1131 amino acids.
AAAAGAAAGAAGAAAAGAAAAAAAGAUUUUUUAUGGCACAGAAAAAAAACACGUUUUCAUCUGGAGACAUCACACAAGCCGGAUGUGCGGCCAUAGUGUUUUUUUUCCCUCCGCCCCCCUCACAGCGAAGACGGCGGUGUGGUGGGGGUGAGUCCUCUCGCUGCCCUCGCUGCUCUUUGGCUGCGCUGCAGUAGCAGAAAGAGGACGCGCUCAGCUCAAGUUGGCGGAGACGGACUCGAUGCUGAGCGGACUGUGCUGCUGCUCCUGAGCCGUCACCGACGCCGACACCUGCCGCUGUGCUGCGCCGGUCCAUGGUUCACAUCAAUCUGCUCCAACAGACCCUUCAGUCGCACAAAGGCCCAGAGGAGCAACUUUGUUCCGGACGCGUCCUCCGGCAGGUGUCCUGAGCUCUGUCGCCGCCUUCGUCAGAUCUCAACUCAUCCUGCUCCUGUGCUGAAGCGACGAGGACGAUGUGGUCACUGCUGCGUCUCAGCCUGUUCGGCUUCAUCUCGAUGGCAUCGCCGCUCAACCCUGACGACCCCAAUGUGUGCAGCCACUGGGAGAGCUAUGCAGUGACUGUGCAGGAGUCUUACGCUCAUCCAUUUGACCAGGUCUACUACACCCGCUGCACCGACAUCCUCAACUGGUUCAAGUGCACAAGACACAGGAUCAGCUAUAAGACAGCCUACAGAAAAGGUGUGAGGACCAUGUACCGGCGACGCUCUCAGUGCUGUCCAGGAUUCUACGAGAUUGGAGAUUUCUGUGUCCCUCUGUGUACGGAGGAGUGCGCCCAUGGUCGCUGCAUCUCUCCAGACACAUGUCAGUGUGAGCCCGGCUGGGGAGGACUGGACUGCUCCAGUGAAUGUGAGAGCGACUUCUGGGGCCCUCACUGCACCAACCGCUGUCAGUGCCGCAAUGGCGCCAAAUGUAACCCCAUCACUGGAGCCUGCGUCUGCACCGACGGCUACCAGGGCUGGCGCUGUGAGGAGCCCUGCGACACCGGCUUCUAUGGCAAAGACUGCCUGUUGGAGUGCCAGUGCCUCAAUGGCGCCACCUGCCACCAUGAGACCGGCGAGUGCCUGUGUGCUCCUGGAUACACCGGAGCAUUCUGUGAGGAGAUGUGUCCUCCAGGGAAACAUGGCUCGCUGUGUGAACAGCGCUGUCCCUGUCAGAAUGGAGGCACGUGUCAUCAUGUGACUGGACAGUGCUCCUGUCCCGCCGGUUGGAUGGGCCCGGUGUGUGCGCAGCCGUGUCCAUUUGGAUCUUUCGGCAUCAACUGCUCUCUGGAGUGCACGUGUCGUAACAGUGGCCUGUGCGACCACAUCAGCGGUCAGUGCCAGUGCACGUCAGGCUACAUCGGAGAGAGGUGUCAGGAUGAGUGUCCGGUCGGCACCUAUGGGCCACAGUGCGCCCACAAGUGUGACUGUCAGAACGGUGCAAAGUGUUACCACAUCAACGGGGCAUGUCUGUGUAACGAGGGCUUCAAAGGUCCGAGCUGCCAGGACCGGUUCUGCCCCAGUGGACUGUAUGGACUUAUGUGUGAUAAACACUGUCCCUGUACAGCUGCACACACACUCAGCUGUCACCCUCUGUCGGGGGAGUGCACAUGCAUCGCAGGAUGGACGGGCCUCUACUGCAACGAUACCUGUCCGGCAGGUUACUACGGCAUUGGCUGCAGGGAACUCUGUGCCUGUGCCAACGGAGCCGACUGUGACGGCACCACCGGAGCCUGUGUGUGCGCGCCGGGAUUUAUUGGUGACGACUGCUACAUCAGCUGUCCCUCAGGUCUGUACGGGACCAACUGCUCCUCGUCGUGCUCCUGCCACAACGAGAUUUCCUGCUCGCACAUUGACGGCUCCUGCACCUGCGGAGAAGGUUGGCAGGGCGUGGACUGCUCCAUCCCCUGCUCCAGCGGUUCUUGGGGACUGAACUGUAAUCAGACGUGUCUGUGUGCCAACGGAGCAGCGUGCGACCCCGUCAACGGCACGUGCACCUGCUCGCCGGGCUGGAGGGGCGAAUAUUGUUACGAGACGUGUUUUGAGGGGUCAUAUGGACUGGACUGCACAGAGCGAUGUGACUGUGUCCACUCCGACGGCUGUGAUCCAGUGUCCGGUCUCUGUCACUGUCUCGCCGGUUGGACAGGUGUCCACUGUGGCAGUGUGUGUGAGGAGGGACGCUGGGGACCCAACUGCUCCUACAGCUGCACCUGUGAGAAUGGAGGCACCUGCUCCCCAGAGGACGGGACCUGCAUGUGUCCUCCUGGCUACCGUGGCAACAACUGCAGACGAACCUGCUCUCCUGGUUCCUAUGGACACCGCUGCAGUCAGUCCUGUCCUCAGUGUGUCCACAGUGACGGGGCAUGCCAUCAUGUGACCGGUCACUGUGAUUGUCUCUCUGGCUACUUUGGCUCCCUCUGUAACCAAGUGUGUCCCUCUGGGAAGUUCGGUAAGGCCUGUGCCGAGACGUGUCUGUGCACCAACAACGGCACCUGUAACCCCAUCGACGGCUCGUGUCAGUGCUAUCCCGGAUGGAUUGGCGAGGACUGCUCCAAACCGUGUCCUCAGGGCUCGUGGGGACCAGACUGCAUCCACACAUGUAACUGUCACAACGGAGCCCUGUGCAGCGCCACAGAUGGAGAGUGUGACUGCAGCCAGGGCUGGACGGGACUCUUCUGCACUCAGCGUUGUUCCACGGGCUUCUAUGGCGCUCAGUGUGCUGAGGUGUGUCGCUGUCAGAACGGAGCGGACUGCGACCACAUCACUGGACAGUGUUCAUGUAGGACGGGAUUCAUCGGACACAGCUGUGAACUCAAGUGUCCUGCGGGGACGUUCGGUUAUGGCUGCCAGCAACUGUGCGAGUGUAUGAAUAACGCCACCUGCGACUACGUGACGGGAACCUGUUACUGCAGCAUCGGCUUCAAAGGCAUCCGCUGUGACCAGGCUGCUCUAAUGAUGGAGGAACUCAACCCCUACACCAAGAUCAGCCCGGCACAGGCGUCAGAGCGGCAGUCAGCCGGCGCCGUCCUAGGCAUCAUCUUCCUGCUGCUGCUCAUCAUGGCCAUGCUCGGCCUGGUCAUCUGGUUCCGCUAUCGACAGAGAGAGAAGGGCCACCACGUUCCAAAUGUCACCUACACCCCUGCCCUGCACGUCACCUCCACUGACUACUCACUCUCAGCAGGGCUACAGUGCACAGGCCUUCUCUCCUCUGCUGACUCCUCUCCCAGCAACAGCUCUGUCGGACACUGCUUCUCUAACCCAAGUUACCGCACUCUGGGGCCGUGCGGCUAUGCUGCACACUACGCCAAGACAGACAAGAAGGGCUCCACCAGGAUGAAGAUGAAGAAGCGACACAGGAACAGCGCUCCAGAGUGGGGAGCUUACUGUAACCUCAGUGAACUCGGUGUUUACUGCAUCGAUCGUCGUUACAGCUACCACCUGGAGCCGCGCUACAGAGACUACAUGAAGGGCUCUCUGUCCAGCACCUGCUCCCUGAACAGUGAGAACCCGUACGCCACCAUCACAGACCACCCCGCUCUGUGCAAACACUCGGAGAGCAGCUACGUGGAGAUGAAGUCACCCGCUCGCCACGAGCACAUGACACACUGCUGCUCUGCCACUGCUGCUGCCAUCAUCACCACCACCACCUCCACCACAGCUCCGGCCAAAAACGUUUACGACAUGGAACCAACCAUCAGUAUUAUUCAAGGUGCAGCCGGCGUAGUCGUUCCCAGUUACUCUCAGAACCCGUACGACCUGCCAAGGAACAGCCACAUUCCCAGCCACUACGACAUACUGCCCAUACGGCCGAGCCCUUCUCACAGUCACAGCCCGCCGCUGCCUGACAGCCCCACCAGCUCGCUCCUCUAAACCCCGGGUCCCUCCCUCCCUCCUUCCUUGCUUCCUUACUUCCUCCUGAUCGAUGGAGCAGAACUCCCAUUUCAUGCAGAACCAGGGAACUGUGACGAAACAGCAAAUGAUCAGCGGUGAUUUUUUUUGAUUGGUGAGUGAAGACGGACAUUCAGAGGAUAGAGGACUGUGUGUGUGUGUGAGUGUCUGUGUACUUGUAUUUAUAUCUUUGUGAGGAACAAAAACAUUUAAAACAAUAUCUUUGUGGGGACAUUUUGUCCGUGCACCACAACUUUAAAGGGCUUUUUCAGGGGUAAGACCUGGUUCUAGGGUUAGGGUUAGGCACUUAGUUGUGAUGGUUAAGGUCAGGGUAAGGGGUCUGCAACCUAUAGUAUGAAAAGAGCCACUUUUGUCCCCUCUCCACUCAAAUAAAAUUAAUCUGGAGCCACAAACUAUAUUUGACCCAUACAAUUAAGAUAAUUACGUGUAUGAAUGAGAAUUUACUAAAAGAAAACUUAUGACAUUUUAUUUUGGUUUAUGCCAGUGGAGAAAAAAUAAAACAGAAUUAUUUGACCUAGUCCUUCCAUUGUUUCAACAUCACAUUUGAUGUAGACAUUGUUUGUGACGCACAGAAUAUUAAAACACUUUCAUUUAUUGCCUCGAUCUCUAAAAAAAAAAUUUAAAUAAACAUUGCUUUGAGGGUUUUUUUCAAAGCUAAGGGGAGACACUGGUUCUAGAGCCGAAGGUUGCAGACCCCUGGCCUAGGGAAUGCAUAAUGUCUAUGAUGUGUCUCACUAAGAUAUAAAAACAGUGUGUGUGUGUGUGUGUGAUUUAUCACUGUGUUAUGUCAAACCAGAUGGAGCAUUUCUCGCGUCGUACUGUAAAUUCACAUAAGCAGAGGGAAUGUGGAAUAUAUACAUAUGCUGUAUGCACACAGGCGUACCUACUGUACCUGUUGGUAUGCUAACAGGUAGAAGCUACCCAUUGUCAUCCAUUUUGACUCAAACUGGUCAGACAAUGUAAAGAAAAGCAAGGGAAAAAAAAGAGAAAAAAAACAGUUUCUCAAAAGUAUUUCAUCAGACUUUUCUAAAAGCUGAGCACUGACCGUUUUAAACGAUGCUCUGUGACUCGCAUACACAGAAACGUGCAGUCGCUCAGAUUCACGCAACUUCGUAUAUUUCUAAAUAUUUUUAAACAUUGUUAUUUCCUGUUUACAUAUUUAAAAAGGUCCCGCAGCGGAGGAUCGAUAUUUUCUCUUUUUGUAUGUACUGUAGACAAAGUGGUGUAUUAUUGUGAUUCUCUUUUGUUGUGGGCGAGCUUACUUCAAAUGCAUGCCAAAGGUUAUUCGAGAUAUAAUAUUUAAUUAACCAGAAAAAGACCCUCGGAAUGACUUUCUCAGCACGGGUGUCAUCACUGCAGCGAGGUCAGAGGUGAAUGCUCGACCGAUGGCGACACAGAAGGCCAUUGCAGAUACAAACGCGUCUCUGUUAUUACAUCUAUUUAUUCCAUUCAAAAUGAAUGAAGUUAUAACACAGAAAAUCCUGCUCCUGCCACUUAUAUUGAUAACUUAAUCUAGCAAUAAUCAAUAAUAACAGGACAUUUUGACAAUCAGACUUAAACAGCUUUGUUUUCCCAAGUUUGUUUCUUUACUAUUCUUCCCUCUUUACUUUUUUUUUAAACUUUAUCCUGUGUCUUAUCUUCCUCUUUGGUCAACACUGUAGUUUCUGUUGAUCUUUCAUGUGAUGCUUUUUUUAAUUUAUUUAUUUAUCUUGUCUGUUUCCAGCCUGUGACUCAAAAUAAAGUUGUCAUAGCUCAGGGGAGUGGUGUGUUUUCUCAUUACUCCACAGAUGACGAUGACAACUUUGCGCCUGUAUACGAAUGUAAAUAAAUACACGUCACAACAUAUAUGCAAUGUUAUCUGCCCAAUGAUAAGUCGUUAACUCAAUGUUUCCAAAUUUUCCCUGAAGUUCAAUACAUUUUUUGUUUUAGGUUGCAGAGAGCAUGUUUAAAAAAAAAAAAAGGGAGCCUUGAACUCUUCCUUGAGGAACUCCGUAAUCAAUGCUGAGUGAAUGUUAAAGAAAAAUACAGAGAUUAACAAAGUACGUUGUGCUCCAUCUCCUUUGUUUAUGUUUGAUAAUAAGCAUUCAUAAUCUUUCAAGGCUGAUGUAGCUGAUUCCAAUGGGGUGGACAAAAUAAUAGAAACAGCCAUCAAUAUAAUAAGUGAGUUUAAGAGAAUGUUUUGUGACCUGAGGUUGAAGCCUGGCACAUACAGUUGAUUUCAAUUGAAUAAC